Molecule: messenger RNA, 2511 nt
Organism: Thalassophryne amazonica
Lineage: Eukaryota; Metazoa; Chordata; Actinopteri; Batrachoidiformes; Batrachoididae
Gene: avpr2ab
Product: arginine vasopressin receptor 2a, duplicate b
Exons: 7
Coding region: 471-2000 (509 amino acids)
Biological process (GO): G protein-coupled receptor signaling pathway; regulation of systemic arterial blood pressure by vasopressin; positive regulation of vasoconstriction
Cellular component (GO): membrane
Molecular function (GO): vasopressin receptor activity; peptide binding
Source: RefSeq, a predicted model, not a curated record
ACGGGCUGAUUGACCCAGGAGAAGGCGAUAGCUGAGGGAAGGAACACAGCAGAAGGAGCUCAAAUUCAUUUCUGCUGGUGCUGCUCGAGGUUCAGCACGUUAAAAGAGCAUGAAGUUAACUACACGGAGCCAAGACGCACAUGGCUAUCAAAUGGAUUAUUAUCUCAUACACUGGUGCACUACUGCACUGACAAUGUAGAGAUUAAGCACAAAGUGGGUGUGCACAGAGCUUGUAGAACUACUUUGUCACACUGACAGGAAAAUCAGGGUUUUUUUUUUAGUGUGCUGUCAUUGAGAAAAGAGCUGACUGUCACAGAGUGGAAGGACGUGGACUGAAGAUGUAAAUAUUUCAGGUUAAAUUCUGAUGCUUUGCUGCUCUCCAGAGAAGAAUAAUCACCGAGACAACUGCAACACACAGCAACAACAAAAAGACACGCAGGAGAAAAUUGACCAUGCACUGACAGCAAGGAAUGGAAAGCAUCAGUGUGGAAACAGACUGGGAUGGGUUAACCCUCUCCUCUCUGGCAGCUGCAGGAAGGAGCAACAUCUCUCCCUCGCCCUUGUUCAUUUCCAAGCUGAACCCCCUCAACAGUUCUCACAACGGAAGCUCAUUUGUUGGGGCCUUCCCCAAUAUUGAUUCUACCACCAACUCUCUCACUCUAUCCCCGCCAAGGCAGAGGAAUGAGGACCUGGCCCAGGCAGAAAUUGCCGUGCUGGGGGUGAUCUUGGCUCUUACCACCCUGGGAAAUGGAUUUGUGCUGUGGGUGCUGCUGAGAAGAAGGAAGCAAAACACAGCAAUGCAUGUGUUCAUGGUCAAUCUGUGUGUGGCUGACCUAGUGGUGGCGUUCUUUCAGGUUCUUCCCCAGUUAAUAUGGGACAUCACUGAAACGUUCCAGGGACCUGACUUGCUCUGUCGGUUCGUCAAGUACUUGCAGAUUGUGGGCAUGUUUGCUUCUUCUUACAUGAUAGUUGCCAUGACACUAGAUCGGCACCAUGCCAUCUGCUACCCGUUGCAGGCCUACAGAGGAUGGGCUAUGUCACGCUGUAACACCCCUGUUAUAGUAGCCUGGGGUCUGUCACUACUCCUCAGCCUACCACAGGUGUUCAUCUUUUCUCGCUUUGAAAUUAAUCCCGGCGAGUUUGAGUGCUGGGCUCACUUUUCUGUGCCGUGGGGGUUGAAGGCGUAUGUCACAUGGAUGACCGUGGCUGUUUUCCUCUUGCCCGCCAUCAUUAUUACCACCUGUCAGAUAAGAAUCUUCAGGGAGAUUCACAAUAACAUCUACCUGAAGUCGGAGAGAGUGGUAAUGAUCCAGAUGAGGAGGAAUGAUUCCAUGGUCCACUCUCAGAACUUGAACACAGAGGAUGAGCGGGCGAGUGUGAGGGGAAGGCAGGGGUCUGGGGGAGGGAGCAGGGAUGGAAGAGGAGGACAUCUCUUCAGUAACACCCCUCGCAACAGCCAGGUGGGAACCAGUUAUGACUGUGUACCAUCUAGUAUUCAUAACAACAGUGGCCAUGAUGAACAUUUGUUGUUAUUAACAUCAUCAAUGCAGCAACAACCACUGACCAACUCAGACUGUCAGGAGUCCCACUUAAACCACGAAGUGGCCUCAAACUCACCUCGCUGCUCCUUUGAUAUUGCUCCUCCUCCUUCUCCUGCCUCGCCACCUCAGAGCAUCACGAAAGCCAUGUCCAAGACGGUGAGGAUGACUCUGGUCAUUGUGCUGGUUUAUACGAUAUGCUGGUCACCGUUCUUUGUUGUCCAGCUGUGGGCUGCCUGGGACCCCGACCCUCCAAUUCAAGGAGUGGCCUUCACUAUCCUGAUGCUGCUGGCCAGCCUGAACUCGUGCACCAACCCGUGGAUCUACACGGCCUUCUCCAGCAGCGUGUCCACAGAGCUGCAGACACUCCUGCACUGCCACUCACAAUCUCGCCGCCGGAGCUCCCUGCCCAACGACUCCACCAUCACGCACGCCUCCAUCACCAAGGACAACCAGUACUGACAAAGACGGAUGAGAUGCCCAAACAUCCACAGCAAGGACAUGUGUGUGCUGUGUUUAAAAAAAAACACUGUCCCUACCACCUCCGAUGCUGCUGAGUGACAGAGAGGUGACCCCCUACCAGAUGUUUCUCACAGCUAAGAACAGAGCUGCUGUCAACAGGGACACUAUCUGCAUCACCAGGCCUCUCCAAAGGAAAAAUAACCUUGAAGUAAGAAAAAAAAGGACACCUCAGUAGGCUGUUGAAUUGGCUCUUGUGCACUGAUUCUCACAAGAAUCUUUUAUGUCUCUUGUGCCACAAAGCUGCUGGAAUGCAUUAAUGGAGUUACAACACACCUAAUAUACAACGCAGUACACAGCUACAUGUGCAGAGAUAUCAAAGCAGCAAGCCAACGGAGAGAGAGACAGACAGAGGGAGCUGCUGGACAGAGAACAGACACUGGAUGUCACAGAUGUUCCAGCUGCAGGAGUGCCCCUGAGAACAGGCCGCAUUAGACAUCUAAUAAUGUGGAGA